This is a messenger RNA of Pediculus humanus corporis (human body louse), 3186 nucleotides long. RefSeq lists its product as uncharacterized. NCBI's taxonomy places the organism in Eukaryota, Metazoa, Arthropoda, Insecta, Psocodea, Pediculidae. Gene Ontology annotation, biological process: neuromuscular junction development. Gene Ontology annotation, cellular component: presynaptic active zone. The transcript is spliced from 13 exons. The record is from RefSeq and is a predicted model, not a curated record. Gene Ontology annotation, molecular function: protein binding. Bases 1 to 3186 code for a protein of 1061 amino acids.
AUGGAAAACGGGAAAGAUGACGAGGAAAUGAAUAAGAGAGAAAAUGAUAGGAGAAAAAGGAAUUCGAUAACGAAAGAUUGCAAUUCGGAUUUUCAUUGGAUCGUAUCGUCGUCAUCCGGUAAAGGAUCGGAGUCGUCUGCAACCGUUUACGAAUCAGAAAAGAAUAAAAUGGAGGAUAAAAAAAAAUAUAGUAAUAAUAAUAAUAAUAAAAACGGUAAUAAAAUGUACGAGAACGAGGGGAAACGAGAUUUGGUGGAGGAUGAAUCAAAUUAUUCAUAUUCGAGCGAUCGACUACGGAAAACUUCAAAUCAAACGAUGCUCGUCGAAUCGCUCGAUAUCCCGGUUCAACUUCGUCUCCCGCCUCAAAGUCCCGGAAGUUUGGACAGGAAACGUUUGAAUACGUCCAGACUCGACCGAGACGUUAAAUCGAGAUCCACGAUAGUGAGCAGGAGUCCUCAAUCUUCGAGAAAAUCUCACGCGAGAUCUCUAGACGGAGUUAACGUCGUCGUGUCGUCAUCUUUUACCGGGGACGGUUUGAAAAAAAGGGGAGACACGAAUCGGAGUCACGAGGAAUGGAAGGAUUACAACGACGUUGAAGGAGGAGAUUCGUGUUGUCAAAUGAACAGAGCACUAUAUUCGGGAGGAUUUGGAUGCUGGGGAAAUUAUUGCGGCGGGUGUCUCAGUCAUCAUCAUCCCCAUCAGCAUCACCCUCAUCAUCCGCAUCAUUUGUUACACCUUCAAACGCAGUAUAGAAACGCGACGGCUUACGGAAGUUGCGAAAACAUCGGCGACAAAACAUCGAGGAAGAAUAAUUUUGGAAGUCAGAGAACUUUGUGCGAGGGAAGGAAAAAAUUUAAUUGGACGGAUGGUCAGAAUAGAUUGAUUUACGGGAGCAACGAAUAUUUAUCUAAUCACUGCUGUCCGACAGAAAGAGAAAAAUUAUAUUCUAUGAGGUUAUCAUUGGGAAAGUCAAGUGGGCCAGAGUUAGAAGAAAGAUUAAUACGAUUGGAAAAUGAUCGGGAAUCCCUACAGCUUCAGGUUUCCGUACUCACGGAGCAAGUGGAUGCUCAAAGUGAAAAAAUAUCUGAUUUGCAACAGAGUUUGGAUGAUAAAAAGCAACAGCUCAUGAACGCGGAAGAUUUGUUGCAAAGAGAAAUAUUGACGAGGUCGUCGUUGGAAACUCAAAAACUCGAAUUGAUGUCGGCCAUAUCGGAAUUGAAAUUACAACAAGCCGCGAUGGAAAGGGAAAAUUACGAAUUGAAAGAAGAGAAAAAAAGAUAUCAAAACGUUAUCGUUAAACCUCCUAUGAUUCCUAAAAAUUCUCUCCUGAUGCAAUCUCCUACACCUCCUCCUAGUACCGUAUCAACCUCGAAUCGCAUGUCUCCCACCGAUUAUCCAAUCGUUCGUAAGUCUUCGAGCCUUUUUUCCAAUCAGGAUUUUUCAGACUCGUCGGCGAAUCAAACGUCGACGAAUUCGUUUUCCGAUUCACAUCAUAAUAAGUAUUUAAUUAGUUCCACGCCUAAUAAUAAGAUAGUAGGGUCGUCGUCGUCGUCGAGUCCCGUCAUGACGAACGUGGAUCGACAGCAACAACAGCAAAAGGAUUUAAUCAAUUAUAUUUCUUCGUCCCCUCAACCAAAUUUAAGGAGGUCGAUGGAUCAAUAUAGCAGUCUUCCGCGUCAGAAAAUACUUGAAAAUCAGGGAAUGAAUCAGUUACCAGAAUCAGUUACCGGAAGAAAUCAGUCGACAACUCUUGGUAAAGGAAUAACGUCACUGAUAACACUUAACACUGAGAAAAGCUAUUCAGCACCAAACUUAGGAUUUUUUUUUACUUUUCCUUUGAUUAUUUUGAACAGAACCGAAACGGAGAAACAGGGAGGAGGAGUAGGAGGAGACGAUGAGGGAGAUAACAGUAUUCCAAAUGAAGUUAUAAUGCCAAAGCCAAUCGAACCCACAUCAACAAAUCAACAGGGAACAAUGACGACAUCUAGAAAGGGAAUCAAAAAACUUUUCAACAAAAUAAAAAGAAGUAAUUCGGGUAACGUUAACGAUUUAGUCGGAGAUGGAGAUUUCAAAAGAGGACGGGUACGUGCAACCAUAGGAGGACCGACAAGACUCGGUGGAAAUAAUUCGCAAAUAUUUAAACCGCCCGACAAGCCUUUCGCGGAUUGGGACGUGGAUAAUCUGUGCGGAUGGCUGGAAGAGUUGAGUCUCGAAAAUUACGUCGGAGAUUUGAGACGAUGGAUAAAAAAUGGCGGACAAUUGUUGGCGGCGACUCCGAAUGAAAUAGAAAAAGAAUUGGGUUUGAAAAAUCAUCAAAUGCACAAGAAAAAACUUUUGCUCGCGCUCCAGGAAAUGAAUGAGAAAAAUUCGGAAUUUGAUGAAUUGCUUAAACCCGCAGGAUGUUUGGACACGGCUUGGGUUUUGCGUUGGUUGGACGACGUCGGACUUCCUCAACACAAAGAAAUUUUCUUAACGGCACGAAUCGACGGACGUAUGCUUCAUAGGUUGACGAUGGAUGAUUUGGCAACAAUGCACAUAACAUCAGCAUUGCACGUAGCUAGUCUUAAAAAGGGUAUCAAGGUGUUAAGAGAAUAUAAAAUGGAUCCAAAUUGUCUUACCAGACGAAGCGUUCCAGACGAACCACCCCCGACGGCAGCCGACGUUGCAUUAUGGACAAAUCACAGAGUCAUGGAAUGGUUGAGAGUCGUGGAUUUAGCUGAAUACGCGCCUAAUUUAAGGGGAUCCGGUGUUCACGGAGCCUUGAUGGUCUACGAAACGAAAUUCACGGCAGAUUUGCUAGCGUCGUUACUUAACAUUCCGCCGAACAAAACGUUGCUCCGACGUCAUUUGAACACACAUUUUAAAGAAUUGCUCGGGAGGGAAGUCAUACAAGCGAAAAGGGAAGCGGAAACAACUUUGGGAUACAUUCCGUUGACGCCUUCUGCCAAAAUCAAAGCCGUUAAGAAACCGCAAUUCACGUUGAAAAGAAAAAAGAACAAACAAGAUGUGGAUUAUGGGGAUUUAGUUUGUCCUCUCGACGACGGGGCUUCAGGUGAAAAUCCGAAUUUCUCGACUAAUGCUUGUCCUCUUAAUGCAAAUGGUGGCGGUUUCGGAUCGCGGGUGGGGCGGGACGGUCGGGCGAGCGAGGGCGGGGAGGAGGCGGGGCAGGAAAGGGGAAUCGACUAA